AUGGUAUCAGGCUAUGUGAAACUCUUGACAGCUAUCGGGACAGCUGUUAUUAACCAUAUCUGGGGCGACAGUGACAAACCCGGUUCAAUCCAUGUUAAGCUAACAGAGGCAAAUGGCAGAGUCGCCGCAGAGCCCAUUGAAGUCAUGGUAGAUGUACCGACGCACCUGGCUGCGGAGUUUGAGAGAGAUCCCAAGAGAAUAGCAUCUAUUCUGCACGAUCUCCCCAGAUUGGAUGGAUUGGAAUGGAACUAUGACCCACCCAAGUCCCAUGCUAACCUCUCCCGCUUACACUGGUUCGACGUCAACGUCAAACAGAGAGGGCAAUGGCAACUGUGCGAAAUCGACAUCGAUGCGCACAAGAGGUAUAUUGGGCCUGGGGUGAUGCGCUUCUCGAGGCGGUUCUUUCACCUCUUGGGGUUUAGAUUCAGAGUUCUUGUGCAGAGGUUGUUGUACCUCUUCUCCUUGACUCUUCGUCCAUUUUCAGCCUUCGCGCACUAUGCUUCUGUGUUGCGUUCCCACGUCUGCUACUAA
Molecule: messenger RNA, 531 nt
Organism: Aspergillus puulaauensis
Lineage: Eukaryota; Fungi; Ascomycota; Eurotiomycetes; Eurotiales; Aspergillaceae
Exons: 1
Coding region: 1-531 (176 amino acids)
Source: RefSeq, a predicted model, not a curated record